GGCACUGCAGUGGAAUGUUUGGGAGCAAAGCCCAGCAACUCUGUGGGCCUGAACUUCAGCCCCCUGCUUCCCACUCUUGGUCUCCACUAUCUGCUUGUGCUGACCUGGAAAUGGCUGCAAGGGCAGUGGACCCAGAGGAGAGCAAGACCCUGUACCUUUGCUAUCGGGUCAGCAAUAGGGCCAAUUGAGGAUUCUUGAUAAUAUCCAGAGACUGUAUCAACAUUUUAUCUUCCCUCAAGCUGAGUGGUGUUGGUGUUUGCAGCCUUAACAGAAGAUGGCUGGCACAGCAAGGCAUGACCGAGCGAUGGCGAUCCAGGCCAAGAAGAGCCUCGCGCAGGCGACGGACCCCAUCGAGAAGCUCCGGCUCCAGUGCCUAGCCCGGGGGUCAGCCGGCAUCAAGGGCCUCGGCAGGGCAUUUCGGAUCAUGGACGAUGAUAACAGCAAAACCAUUGACUUCAAAGAAUUCAUGAAAGGAUUAAAUGAUUAUGCCGUGAUGAUGGAAAAGGAAGAAGCACAAGAGCUUUUCAAUCGGUUCGAUCGGGAUGGUAACGGGACAAUUGAUUUUAAUGAAUUUCUCCUUACGUUAAGACCUCCGAUGUCUAUGGCCAGAAAAGAGGUCAUCAUGCAGGCCUUCAGAAAGUUAGACAAGACGGGGGAUGGGAUCAUAACGAUUGAGGACCUUCGAGGCGUAUAUAAUGGAAAGCACCAUCCCAAGUACCAGAAUGGAGAAUGGACAGAAGAACAAGUGUUUAGGAAAUUUCUCGAUAACUUCGACUCACCUUAUGACAAGGAUGGAUUGGUUUCAAAAGAAGAGUUUUUGGAGUAUUACUCUGGCGUCAGUGCUUCCAUCGAUUCUGAUGUCUAUUUCAUUUUAAUGAUGACGAACUCCUGGAAUUUAUAACUUUGACUAGUGCUGCUUCUUUGGGGAAUCUGGAAUUGAACACCAGUGGGGUAGUUUUGAAAGCGAUACAAAGAACUAAUUUGGAGAUGUAAACGAGCAAAAUUUUCUGAUUUGGAAUUGGUCAAAUGGAAGUGACCAGCCUGUUCCCACAUGUUUUACCAACAUCUCAAAAAAAUGUUAUUAGACGAAGGCAGAGAACCAGCUUGAAAUGUCAGUUAUUUCUACAUUUGGACCCAAUCUGUCAUGAGCAGUUGCCUGCUACUUGUGCCCAGAUUUCUCCCAGAAAAUGCAACUGUAUCUCAGCUCCCAUCCCACAAUCACUUCAGGUUUUCCUCCCUUUGAGGCCUAUGGGAUUCAGUGGCCAGAAGAACCAAGGGGUGGGGGUGACAUAUAUCUAUCUGAUUAACAGUCUGCCCUUGGCGCAUUUCUAAAAACCCCUUUCUGGUGGGUGGGGGGGCUUUAUGGGUCCCAGGCUAUCUGUGGGGGAUGAGGAGGCCCCAUAGAAGAGUUAACACCAGUGGAUAAUUGAAUGGUCUCCAGAACCAACACUCAGCUUCAUCAGUUCCAUCAAUCACAAUGGAAUUUAUAAUACUUACUAUGGGCCGAGCACUGUACUAAGCGCUUGGGAGAGUAAGUACAGCAGAAUUGAUAGACAAGAUCCCUACCUACACCGAGUUUAUAGGUCAGCUCAAUCUGCCUGGCUUGGAGAGUCCAUCUUGUUGCCCUGGUCUUCUCCAACAUGCUUGUGUGACAGAGAUAAUUUAGCCUUUGUCAUCACCCCCUUCUCCUCCAACCCCUGUUACUCCAAUAACAAACAAGACCAUGCCUUCCCCCAUUGCUUAGAUGCCUCCAUGAAUCCCUGCAGUUUUACUCAAUAGUUGGGCUCAGCUUGUAAUUUUCAAAACUUUCCAUUCAUUCAAAAAUGAUUUACAAUACAAUGUUCAACCUAGUUUUAAGGUAAUAAUAAUAAUUGAAAUGCUUUUAAGCAAUUACAAGGCAGUCAUUUGGGGACACCUUAUAAUUAAAUUUAGCUUCAUUUU
Ornithorhynchus anatinus (platypus) is the source of this 1941-nucleotide messenger RNA. RefSeq names its product calcyphosine like (gene CAPSL). The coding region runs from base 275 to 901 and encodes 208 amino acids. Lineage: Eukaryota; Metazoa; Chordata; Mammalia; Monotremata; Ornithorhynchidae. The transcript is spliced from 7 exons. The record is from RefSeq and is a predicted model, not a curated record. Gene Ontology annotation, molecular function: calcium ion binding.